AUGGCCGCGCCCAUCAAGUGGAUGAUGCUGUUUAUGGUUGUGGUAAUAGGUGCAGCUGAAGCUGCCCCAAAAUUUAACGUUUCACCGGUAAGUUCUCGGCUCUGUUCAUUUUUGAAUGAUGCGGUUUACUAGUACAUCACUUGAUGAAACAUUAUUAUCUGAGAAGUUUUGCUGAAAACACAAUACGCGUAUCCGAUGAAACAUCAACACCGGAAGCAAAUGGUUCACAGGAAAUUGAAAUGGCCAGUUGGAAUUAUCGACGAUUUUGAUUAUAAUCAAGUGAUCUCAUUCCAUAAAAGAUAUAUUACAUUCCUUAAUUAUCAGCUUAAUUACGAUUAGGAACCAUUCAUUAUUCUCGAUGGGGGGAGGGGGGGAAAGAGGAUCAGAAAAGUUUUUUGGGGGGGUCAGAUGUUUUUCAGGGGGAACGGGAGGGGGUCAGUUGUCGUUAAAGGAGGAACUUUUAAAAAUUGAUUGCGAAAUCAUAAGAAUAUCACCGAGCCCCAAGGGGGGAGGGAACGAUCAGUUGAAUUUAAUCGUGUCACAUCUGAAAUCCUUCCUCCCCACUCAGGCGAUAAAUUAAGACUAGUAACUUGUUAUAGCCAGACUUAAUAAUUAUACUGCAAAAACUGAAAUUUGAGUACAAAUGUUAAUUAAAUUGAAAUUAAGCAGGAUUGCAACCAUCACAAUUAAAUCAUCACAAAGAGUUCUUUUUAGUCUCUACCGUUUAUUUCGAGCCCUCGCGGAGCACCACAAACCGUAUCAAGAAGUCAAAUUCCACAUCAGCCAAGGACUACGAGCCAUCCUUCCUUUUAAGUGAAGUUUGUUGCGCGAGUAAACAAAAUCAAAGAAAAAAAAUUGAUGUUAGCGCACUCCCACAGUUUAGAGAGGAGCGCUAUCAUCACUUUUUUUUUUAAUGCAAGCAGCGGACUUCGCCGAAAAGGAGAAACUCAUCGUAGACUACGUCAGCCUGUGUGGACAGGAUUUUCAGUGAUUCGGAAAGGAAAGUCAUAGAAGAACUCUCAUUGGGACGCUGGUCUAAAAGUUUUCGUGAUACCGCCAUAGUGAAUCAAGAAUAAUUCUGUGGUCGAGGUUUUCCCACCAUAUUGACUAAAAGUUUAUUUUCAUUGCAGAGAGAAACCAAGAACUAUGAGCAAGAUGAAAGUAAGUAGUAAGUUUUAAAAAAAUAUCUUGAAAUGCAAUAUAUUUUCAAAACUUCAACGAGCCACAGAAAAUUUUCCUUUUUUUUGGGGGGGGGGGCGUGGGGGUCUGAACCCUUUACAUCCUAACAUCGGUAUGUAAAGUCUCCAUACCCUUCCGCUAUACAUUUGAUAUGGUACUUACAUGGAGAAUUUGUCUAAUUAUCAAGAGUUUCUUGAGUUCGUGAUCAUUUCCUUUAUUCUCAUGACCUUAAUGUUUGAUUCAGGGAUGACAAAAUCGGGAGAAAUUAGAUGGCUACCACUCUUAAGGACUAAAAGGUUAAAGCAAGCAAUAUGUACACCAGAUCGAGAGGUCACUCUUUCGCACUGUUGUGCUGCACACAAUGCCUAUCUCAUCCCCCAAGAGUACAAAUUGGCACCGGCAUACUGUCUAAAAUACUGGAAGAUGGUCAGAGGGAUGGGGGGUGGUAAACCUAGUUAGACUAGCCCUCCAUCCAGGGGGAGCUGGUGUAGCAAAAUUCCUAGUCACUUCUUCUUCUCACAAUUCUACUUGAUCCUGUGUAUGUCUUAAUGGUUAGGAGUUAACCAGUUAAAAAAAAUGUGUACCAUGUAACUUGAUAUUGUUCGUUCCUGCUUUAUGACAUCCCUUCUAAUAAUAAGUCUUAAUUUCGCCUUCAUUUGUUUCUUUGUUCAGGUCUACUUGAAAAGCUGGACAGCAACGGUGAUGGAUUUGUCUCUGAGAGUGAACUCAACAAGUUUAGAAUACAAUGGAACGAAGUUAAGGUUUACGACCUUAACAGUAAGUAUGGCCUUUUACACUUGUUAACCCCUUAAACCCUGAGAGUGACCAGCAUCUAAUUUCUCCUUACAAUAAUACUGCUAAGUCAUUCAUUGAGAUAACAAGAAUUAAAGAAAUAAUCUCCAGGCUCUGAUUGUUAAACGAAUUCUCCUUGUCAGUACCAAAGAGAAUGUGCAGAGAAGAGAAUAGAGAAUAUCAGUGCUCAUGUCAGGAUGUGACGGGUUAAGGGUUGGAAGGGUGAGCGUUUGAUUGAGCCUCCUAAAACAGGUGCAUGAUAAAAAAAAUAGGUCCGCAAUGGGAAACAGGUGUUCAGUUCUAGAAUUUUCAGUUUAUGUCUUGAAACCAGUAUUUUCUGAAUUUCUUGUAAGUUCUGAACAAGUCCUCUACUAAUUUUAGUCUUUUACCCAAAAGAGGGGAGGAUACUGUCGACAAAGUGUGAGAGCAAAUUUGUUGUUAUCGUUCAGGAAUGAAUUUCUGUUUAGUGUGUUUCAUUUAAACCUUAACACCCUAACAUCAGUAUGCAUAUUCUCCAUACUGUUCUUUGUGCAUUUCCUAAGGUGCUGACAAGAAGAAUUUGUUUAACAAUCUAGCGCUUCUUAAUUGAUGAUCAUUUCCUUUAUUCUCAUGACCUGAAUGUGUUAUUCAGGGGUGAUAUUGUGAGGAGAAAUUAGAUGGAAGUUACUCUGAAUGUUGAGAAGCUCAGUCUUUAUGGUUUUCUUUCCGAAGAUGACAAAAAAUUAAGUGAAGAGGAACUGGACAUCCUGCAGGCAGUUUCCAAAAACGUCAAAGAGACAAAUUACCUCAAUCACUUUAGGGAAGCUGACAAGAACCAUGAUGGAUAUGUCACAGCCGCAGAGCUGAAAUCGCGAUUCCAAGCUCUUGGAAAAAGCUAUACUUCGCAGCAAAUGAUUAAUAUUAUCAAUAGCAAAGACCAAGAUGGAGAUCAAAGGUUUAACUACAAAGGUAAGAAUUCACCAUUUAAAUUUAAAACAGAUACAUGCAGCGAGUCAGGAAAUUUAGAGUUGUUUUUACAAGGACUGCAAAAAAUAAUCUUAAAAAAAAUGUGACGUAAAAAUACCGUGAUGUAUGGUUCACCAUAAUUUAUGCAGUUUUUUCAAUGUGUGCUAAGUUAAGCUACGCAAAAUGUUUUUACCAAACGACAACCAAGUAGCUACAGCGUGUUAAAUGCACGAAAGGGAAAAUAAAGAGCUGAAGCGCAGUGGUUCAGGAAAACGGCAAACACUGAAAUUUUGUGCAAAUGCUUUCUGCCGUUUGCUUAGUAAACUGAAGAGAUUUGCAUAUACUGCGAACAAGAUGUUUGCAUUUGUAGACCUCUAAGGAUGAUGGGAUCGUAGGAAAAUUUGCCAAAAUCAGAGUUCAAUUUUUGCACUUUGCCAUUUGCCCUUGUCAUAAAGUCAUUAGUUGAUGAUGGUCUUGGAAAGUCCACUCGUGGCUAAGGGACGUGUAUCUUGUUCAGUGUAUGGGCUACAGACAUACGACGACAAAAUACUUCUUUAACUUUCAUCGUAACUCUAUGUUAUUUUUCCAGUUACCUUUAGUUUUUUUUGGUUUGGAUGCAUCUUGUUGUUUGUUUUUUUCUGUAUUUCAACCAUAACGGAAAGACUUCUUUGAAUGAGAGCUGAUUAUCUUUCCUGGUAGAAAAGGCUGGGAUUUAAUUGUUGUGAAAUAGAAAUAGUCUUAUAGAAAGAUUUUUUGCGUCUUGUCACGAGUGUGAGACAAAGAAAAAAUUCUGAGUCCUAAGCUCGUGACAAGACGAAAAAAUCUUCCUCUAUUUCUUUACCGAGCUCAAACCUCACCAUCUUUCUAUUCUAUUCACAAAAAUGGCCUUCUCUGUCUUUUUUCAUUAACCUCACAUAAAAACCUUUAAACUCUGGCAAUGAUCCCCAUUUCUUUCUUUCUUUUUUUUUUAGAGUUUAAAAAAGCGUUGUUUAACGCGGUGUGAGAUCUGAAGGACCCCAGAUCACCCUGAUGUGUCCUCAGCAUUGUGAUGCAGUGAAGGAAGAUGAUUCAGAUCUUUUCUUGUGAAAACUGCUUACCUUCCAGCUUAUCUGAAAGGUUAAUAAAAUAGUGGUGCAGUAUUCUAGACUGUUAUUAUUUUUUUCCUUUUUCCAUUGGUCUGUGAAUUGCGUAGGCAACUGCCCACCUACCCCUCCCCUAAGCCAACAACAGUCUAUUGAUAACAAGUUAGGGUUAAGUUAGGGUUAAUGUUGGGUUAGGGGAGGGGUAGGUGAGCAGUUGCCCAGAUACUGAUAUUGAUCCAAAAUAGCUUUAACCCCUUAACCCCUAAGAGUGAUUAGCUUCUAAUUUCUCUUUACAAUAUCAGCCUUGCAUUACACAUUAAGUUAAUGAGAAAAAAGUAAAUGAUCACCACCAAAAAGCAACUCUUUCUUGUUAGGCAAAUUCUCCUUGUCACUGUCAUACGAAAAUUAUAGAGAACAGUGAGUUUAAUUGUUGCUGGUGUACUUGGUUACAACCUUGAUUCCUUUGCUGACGGCGUUUUUAGCCAGUUCACCGGGCAGAAGCAGCCUGAUGGCAGUCUGGUCCUCGCGAAAACUGGUGGUCGAUUUCUUGUUGUAGUGGGCAAGGCGAGAAGAUUCCUUGGCGAUGCGCUGUCGUUGACGAACGAGUUCACGAUGCCCAUGGCUUUGCUGGAGAUACCAGUGUCGGGGUGAACUUGCUUCAACGCCUUGUAGAUGUAGAUAGCAUAGCUUUCCUUUCUCUUUCCUCUCCUCUUCUUCUUUCCAUCAGCAAUGGCUUUAGCGGUAAAGGUAACAUUAAGGGAACCAAGUCUGGGAGCCGCUCAUCCCGAGUAGGGCUUCAAUUUCCAGUGGGUCGAAUCCACCGUCUUCUCCGCAAAGGCAAUUACGCUGAGCGAGUUGUGGAGCGCCUAUGCUCCGGUGUACUUGGCUGCCGUGCUUGA
Pocillopora meandrina is the source of this 4897-nucleotide messenger RNA. NCBI's taxonomy places the organism in Eukaryota, Metazoa, Cnidaria, Anthozoa, Scleractinia, Pocilloporidae. The record is from the annotation of a GenBank genome assembly.